Messenger RNA from Porites lobata, 12543 nucleotides. NCBI's taxonomy places the organism in Eukaryota, Metazoa, Cnidaria, Anthozoa, Scleractinia, Poritidae. The record is from the annotation of a GenBank genome assembly.
GUACGAUGGGAACAUGGCGGACUAGUUGCUGAAAUUUUGGUAAAGUAAAGUUUACGAAACAUGGCCCUUCGUCCCGCAAAAUGUGAUGAAAAAUCAGUAGUAAUUUCUAGAUUAUCAGGUAAGCAUUUCGAUCCACUCUUUUUACUCAAUAAUGGUAGUCACUUUUUGGGACUCAUGCAGCCUAUUAAACGCUUAUUAUGUUCCAUUUGUAUAGGUAAUAGCAUGAUUUGUAGUGAUAUUUGGCAUAAAUACCACAAGUGAUAUUUCAAAAUUGUUACACGUAAUUUCACGAGCCGUCAGGCGAGUGAAAUUUGAGACAAUUUUGAAAUAUCACGAGUGGUAUUUAUGCCAAAUAUUAUGUACAAAUCAUGCUAUUAUUUGUUUAUACUACUACCUGCAAAAGGUUUGUAAUUUUCACAUGUAGGUAUUUCAAAUUAAGUUGAAAUAACACUGCUCUAAGCCAAUCAAAUUGCAGAAAUUUCCAAUGUAGUAGUAUAAUCAAGUUAAUAUUAACAGGAAAUGGCAACUUUGAAACCUCUUAUCCCUAGAUUAAUUGACUAUAAUGAAUCUCUGGUCCUUACUCUGAAGCUGCAUUAAAAAAAUACUAGAUUGAUUUGCAAAUUAGCAGCAGAACCAGUUGAACCAACAACUGUAGAGAAGAAAGAAUAAGAAAGGCUAACAGACGCCUUAACUUAAUACAGGGUUGUCAAAGAGAUUUUAACUAGCAGGAGAAUAAGAGAAAGUAGCCGGUAUGUGUUUCCCGGCGAGGCCGCUAGGCAAAGACAUAUCACUAUUGCAGUGAUGCCAACUCUCCCGCUUUUGCCGGGAGACUUACGCUUUUUUGCCGCGUCUCCCGCUCUCCCGCUUUGGUACAUAAAUCUCCCGCUUUUUAUGUCCACUAUAAAUAUUGAAUACCUAGUAAAAGAUAAAACAGACGUAGUUUGAGAUUUAGCCCAUUUUUAGCUCAAAACUUGAAUUUUUCUUAUUCGCAGUACAGUUUCUGGGGCAUUUUUGCUCGUAUUUAGUCAUUGACAAAGAUUAUUUCUAGCAUCAAAACGAUGAUUUCGAAUUUUAAUAGUAUGUACAUCAUGUAAGACAUCAUAUAAUGUCCUAAGUCAUUCUUAUGAGGGGCUGGGUCAAUUUUUCAGGGGCGGGGUCGUUGAAAUUCCGGGAGGGAUAGUGAAAAAAAGACAGUCUCCCGAUUUUAGGUCUCCAGAGGUUGGCAUCUCUGCUGUUGAUAUAAACAGUUCAAUCCAGGUUAGUGGCAGCUGUCAAACAUGAUAGCAUCGAUACUGCGUCUAAAUUACUAAGGGAAACUUUGGUGGAAGCAUGCAACGAAAAAUGCACCACGCAGUUGAUAGCAUCUUCACAUUAAAAGCGCUUAUUGACAAGUACGUGAAGUCUAAGUCACAAAAGCACUGAAAUUUACUCUUUUCAUGCUUCGUCGACUUUAGAAACGCCUUUGACUGUAUACCGCAACAGAAACUAUUCGACAAACUGAGAAAAGAAGGUGUCCAGGGACAUUUCCUGGAUGUUUUAAUAUCAAUCUACUCAAAUGACACAUCAGCAGUUAACAUUGAGAAGAAAUUUCGCCAAUCCUUUACUUGUAAAGGAAAGGUUGCAUGUUCUCACCUACUCUUUUUAACUUCUGUAGUUAGGACAACACAUAUAACUAUGGAUAUGUGUUUCACAGAUAGGGGAACACAUAAAACCAGGAAUAUGUGUUUUCCAGGUUGGGGAAAAAAUAACACUAGCGAUAUCUGUUUCCCGAAAAGAGGAAUACAUAACACUAUGGAUAUGUGUUUCCCAGGUGGGGGAACACAUAUCACUAAGGGUAUGUGCUUCCCACGUAGGGAAAUCACUAGGGAUAUGUGUUUCCCACAUAAGGGAACACAUAUCACUAGGAAUACAUGUUUCCCAGGUGGGGGAACACACAUCACUAGGGGUAUGUGUUUCCCAGGUAGGGGAACACAUAUCACUAGGGAUAUGUGUUUCCCAGGUAGGGGAACACAUAUCACUAGGGAUAUGUGUUUCCCAGGUGGGGGAACACAUAUCACUAGGGAUAUGUGUUUCCUAGGUGGGGGAACCCAUAUCACUAAUGGGUAUGUGUUUCCCAGGUGGGGGAACACAUAUUACUAGGGAUAUGUGUUUCCCAGCUGAGGGAACACAUAUUACUAGGAAUAUGUGUUUUCCAGGUGGGGGAACACAUAUCACUAGGGAUAUGUGUUUCCCAGGUGGGGGAAAACAUAUCACUGGGGAUAUGUGUUUCCCAGGUAGGGGAACACAUAUCACUAGGGAUAUGUGUUUCCCAGGUGGGGGAACACAUAUCACUAGGGAUAUGUGUUUCCCAGGUGGGGGAACACAUAUCACUAGGGAUAUGUGUUUCCUAGGUGGGGGAACACAUAUCACUAAUGGGUAUGUGUUUCCCUACCUGGGACCUUCGGCUAAUUCAUAUCCACUCAAAUUACGGAAAGUAUUUCUAUGUAUACCUGGGAAUGCUAAUGAAUUUGUUUUUACUGUUAUUUUUGUUGGGUCACCAUAGGUCCCCUGAACUCCCUUUGGGAGAUAGUCUCCUUCUGUUUUGGAGUGUUGAAAAAUCUGUUGAUUACUUACAUACACUUAUGACUUUAUUUGUAAUAACUCUGGUGCAUUCUGUGUGAUUGUUUUAGCACCAUCCUCCCUUAGAAUAGAGCCAGUUGGUAGAUGGUUUGAAGCAAACCUUCAGCGACGUCAGCAUGGUCUUUCAUCUCAUCACUCAAGUUCCAGUUCAAGUUCAAGUGCAAGUUCUGAAGUAAAUCUCUCAUCUGAUGAAGAGGAUCCUAACUUUCUACUUACUCUUGAUCCUUCAGAAUGGAAGGUAGAGUUUAUGUAUUCUGUAUAACUAUUAUUAUGUAGCGGUCAAUUCCAAAACCGCCCAUCCUCCCCCUCUCCCCGUGCACACCCCAGCCAUUUGACCACAGUUUUGCCCAUACAGUGGGGAAUUUGACCCAAAAUGAGGCCUGCCCAGACGGUCAUUUGACCCCUUUCAUGUCAAAAUGCUGGUCAGCGUCGCAAGUGAAAGGAUUUUGUAAUUCUUACUGCAUUCAGUAUGAGCAUGGUGUUUACAGCUCUUUACUCCUAUAUUCGCUGGUUUGUUGGAGCUUUGAGAACCUUUGAAAAAGCCCGUAAAUGUGGGCUUUCUGGAAUGACAAAUUUUAUUGUAAAUGAACAAACCUCCAUAAGACAGCUUUUUGAGACUGCGCGAUAUUUCGGAUUUGUAUAACAAUGUUUAAAUUUGAAUAAACGAAUUUAUGCAAUUUGGAAAUUUUGGAGCAUUUGCUGGUGGGUGGGGGAUUUGAUGUUUGUUGAAGUACUAGCCAUUGGGCAUUUGACCAUCUAAACUGCCAACACACUGGGCAAUUUCACCAAAAUUUUUCAAACAAUUCAAAUCCCCAGGGGGAACGACGGAGGGGGCAUGGGUGGUUUUGGAAUUGAUUGGUACAUUACGUUAACAAACAAGACUGUCACAGAGCUGUUAUGUAUAACUUAAAGAUACUUUUUUCUGUUUGUUACAAUAAUACAUUCAUUUUGUGUAAAAGGAGGAAAUUUGGUUUUUGCUCUUUCCGCGUUUUUAAGAAACUUUUCAAUUUUUGCGGUGUUAAAAAUCUGGCAAGGUUUUGUCAUACUGUUUAAAAUGAAUAUCGGUUGUCAAACAAUGUUGUGCUAUUUUCUAACUGCAAACACUGAACCACGACACAUAUUUUAACAAUAAAUUUCUAACAAUUAAAAUUUGCAUUUUCAUGGUUAGGUGAUGAUUGUGUUUUUUUUUUGUACUGAGAUUUUGUGUUAACAUGUUUAUGACAUGUUUAUGAGGCCUUAUGUGCCACAAGGCACAAAGAGGAUAGGUGAAGGUGAGUGUUUAUGACAUUCAUUUGCAGCAACAAGAUCAUUACAAGGUCCUUGGACUUGAGAAACUUAGACACAAAGCCACAUUAGGAGACAUCAAGAAAGCAUGUAAGUUUGUCAUAUUAGGCUGCAGCAGUUUUAAUCAAAUUUUUAAUGUCUCACACACAUGUGGUCAUGCAAGAUUCUUUCCCAAGGAGCCUUGUGUGGUUACACAAAUGCAUGAAUGGAUGAAUUUUAACUGUGCGAUUACACUCAGGAUGUGGUGGUGUAAGAAAGAAAUUUUUCAGUUGAAUAGAACAUUGAAUUUUUUUUUGUCAUUAGAAGUUUUGUUCCCAAAGUUCACAUCAGCUUUUUUCUAUGCACCUUCAUUCCUUUUUCAAGUUAAGUUAAACUCUAUUAGCAAAUUGGCCUCCUCCCAUAGCUCAGUUGGUAGAUCACUGCAGCACUAAAUCAGAAACCAUGGGUUCAAAUCCUGUUGAAGUUCUGAAUUUUUCCUUUUUGAGGGGGAGGGGGUUAAUUUUCAAUAUUGCUGAAAUAACGCUUGCAGCUAUGAUGUUCAUAUCUUCGAUUUUAUUUAUCUUCAUGGCAGUGAAAUAUUUGAUUUCUCGGACCUUGCUGCUUUGAACAAAGUCUUGAGUUAGGCUUUCCUUUCUCUAACAGUGAUAUAAAAUCCUGUAAAUUAUGUUACUUUUUUAGUUAAAAAGAAAGUCCUGAAACAUCACCCAGACAAGAAGACAUCAAAUCCAGAUGCCAGUGAUUCAAAGAUUUCUGAACAGAGCCUCUUUGCAUGUAUAACCAUUGCAAAUGAUAUUUUAAGCAACAAAUCUAAGAGAAGAGCAUACGACAGUGUUGAUCCUUACUUUGAUGAUUCAGUUCCUUCAGUUAACUCCAACUCCAAGAGUAAUUUUAUUGAAGUAUUUGGUCCAGUCUUUGAUAGAAAUUCAAGGUAAGAUCACCCUGUAUCAUAGAUUAUAAAUCAUUAAUGCCAAUCAUAGAUCGUAAAUGCCGUGCAGAUAUUGUGCAAUCUGAGUAAAAUGUCUGUGGGGAAGGGAGGGGGAAUCUCUAUUUAUCUCUAUUUAUAAGCUGGUCGGCCUUUCAGAUAUAUCGACCACACCACAGGCAUACCAAUUAAAAAUAACUCGAUCAACAGGUAUGGCAACCCGAAUGCAACUCAAGGUUUUAUUUAGAAGGAAAUAACACAGCCGCCCGGACUUUUAGAAAGAAAAAGCAACAACAAAGUCGUGUCUUUUUCGGCGUUAUUUUUUAAGUUUACACUAACGUGGAUAACAGAGAAAGAGCUAGAGAGAGUUAUUGAAAACAAAGGAGACGAAUUUCGUGGGAAGAAAAACAUGGAAAUUCAAAUCGGCGGUGAGAAAAUGAGAAAUGCUAGCGACCUGCAAGGAGCAGCUAGCAAGAUGAAAAUGAGCGGCAGUGAAAAAUGAAAGCGAACAUGAACACAGGAAACAAAAUAUUGGGUAAGCACAUACGACAAUUCCUCCAUAAAAAUAAUUUGUAACUAGGACGUUUGACGUUUUAGUCGUACAAAACAGCGUUGUAGUCGUGCAAAACAACGAAAGACAAAAAAGCGUGCAGCACGUGCUUGCAAAUUUGUUUUUUGCUAAUUAGAAGAAAAAGUGUGCUGCACGUGUGCAAUUUAUUUUUUUGCUAAUUAGAUCUAUUAGACUUGAAGCCAUUUUCAUUGUCGUCCCCGUUUAGCAUUACACGAUUUAAUUUUGUUUGUUUACACUUAUUAUUGACCAGAGCUUCGCUUUUAGCUCUGGCUGAAUCUAUAUAUUACUGAAGUUUUUUUAUCUAACAACUCUGUCGUUAUUUUUAGAGCUCAAGUUGAGCUUACUGUUGCCCACAGAUGAAUUCUAAGAUUCCCUCUUAGAUUCUAUAAAUUGCAGUCUGUGAAAUUUUGUUUUACUGUAGGUGGUCGAAUCUUCAACCAGUGCCAUCAUUAGGAGAUAAUAAUUCUACUUUUGAAGAAGUUGAUAAUUUUUACACUUUUUGGUAAGCUUCUUUUCUUGUGUGCACUUUUAAUACAUGAUUUUUGCUGAUAUCCAGUGUAAUUGUUUCUUCUCGACAGACUUUCUUUGUACAGUACAAUUUGGUAUCACAUUUACUUUUGGACCGCAAAGUUUUUUGUAUUGCAAUUGUAAAGAAAAGUUCGUUUAAGAAGGGGGUGAAUUUUCGCUGUUUCUUUCUCGGGGAAGUUUAUUCUUGGGAAUCUUUGGAAAAUUCGCGAAAUUCACAAAAACCAGAUCCCGCAGUAUUUCUUGUCACAUUGUAACGCUUCUCUGUUAUAUUGUUGUAGGUAUAAUUUCGAUUCUUGGAGAGAAUUUUCUUAUCUUGACGAAGAGGAAAAAGAAAAAGGCGAAAAGUAAGUAUACUCACGAUUAUUUUUUUGAUUUUUGAUCUUAAACUUGCACCUCUUAACCUUUUUUUUGUUACUUUAUCACAGCCGUGAGGAAAGGAGAUGGAUUGAAAAACAAAACAAAGUCAUGCGACAAAAGAAGAAAAAAGAAGAAGUUACUCGCAUUAGGAAUUUAGUUGGUAUGUUUCUCUCAGUCAUGGCUUGCAAGCAAGCCCUUCAAUUUAUGGCGAGCGACGCGAGCAGCGAAGGAACGCGCAAGCGAGUGGUGAUAGCCUGCGUGGCAGGAAGGCGAAGGCGCGAGGCGCGGAGGAAAACGAUCCCACUCGCGUCUUCUUUCGCUUUCGGCUCUCGCGUGACUUCUGGCGACGACUCCCCCAAAUUUAGAGCUUGCUCGUAGGCUAUCUCAGACGUAGUUUUUACGUCGUUACUGAUUUUUUAUGUACAUACCGUUGGUUGUAGACAAUGCUUAUACUUGCGAUUCAAGAAUAAAAAAGUUCAAAGAAGACGAGAAGGAAAGAAAACUUGCGGAAAAGAAAGCUAAAGAAGAUGCAGCGCGGGCAGCUGCAGAAGAAAAAGAACGAGUGAGUAUUGACACACUAUCUGAGUGUCCAGCUUUUAUUCAUUUGCUCUCUAUGAGAGAAUUGAAGGCUCAUUUAGUUCGGUUAAUUUUACUAGGGAUCCCCGUUACAUCGGAUUCCGAAAUAUUUUCAAAAUAAGACUGUUCAAUUGAGGAAAUUAGAGCAUUUCGUACCUUGUGACCUUGCCUAUAGCCACAUGCGUUGAGCUUUCUUCUGAAGCACCUUUGCGGUAGUUUCUUGGUGUUGCAGAUGGGUGCAAUCACCUAAUGACGUAAUACGAAAGAUUGAAAAUACAGUAGAACCUCGAUAACUCGAACUCAUAUAACUCUAAUUCCCCGCAAUUUCCUUAGCCUUGAUCAAAAUUUCACUGAAAGUUACCCUGAUAACUCGAAUUCCCCGCUAACUCGAACUGUUUUUCGUUUCCCUUCAGAGUUCGAGUUACCGGGGUUCUACUGUACACUAACAAUACCCACACCACAACACAAAAGCGAAGCAACAAUGGUUUCCUCGACACCAAAAAACACAUAUUUUUGCAGAGGCACGAGAGAGGCGCCUUUAAGUAUGCCUUAGACAGAGAUAAUCCGGCACAAGUGACCUCCUUUCAUUGACAUUUAUCUGCACCAAGUCCCAUUCAUAUUGUAUUGUAAUCGCUGCAUCUCCUGACUAGCUUUGCUGGUGGCUAGCGGCGGGAGAUGUCAGCAGGGCGCCCCUCUUGCGCGCGCUCAAGACAAGCGAACUUUCUCGCGGGCUGCUCGAUAUAAUUUAACGGCUACGCUAUUACUCUUUCACUCCUAGCAAAGACUUGAAGCUCUUGAAAAUGAACGAAAACUUAAAGAAAAAGAAGAACAAGAAGCAAGAGAAAAGGUGAAGAAGACACCAAACCGAUUUUAAUCUUAUCUUUCAACACAUGGGCGAUUAAAACCGUUGCCUGAACCUCGACUUAGUUUAAACGGUUUGUACCGUUAUUUCUACGUACUUUAAGCGAGUGUAAACUUCUCUUUCCAGAACAGAAGUUCCGUUCACACCAAAGCUUCGAUGAUGUUUGUCUAUGCCAUAGCUGAUUUGAAAAUAUCCAGGAGGAAAUUAAAUAUUUGAGACGGACAUUAUUGCGGCAUCUCCGCUCGGUUUUCAAUUGGAAAUGGAAAAAAUAAAAACCAAGUGAUUAAGUAAUAUCGUCGCUUUUGUAUCAAUGUAGUUACUUGUGAUGUUGAUUGCUACUUUUCGACUUGUUGCAUGUCAUCUUGUUGUUUAGAUAAAGCAGGCUAGAAACGAUAUCCAAACGUCCGCUCAUGUUUAGAUUUUUAAAGGAACUUUAUUAGGGAUCACAAUUGUUAUGUUUUUAAAUUGUUUUAUAGGCGCAAGCAGCCAAAGUAGAAAAAACAAAGAUGAAGAACAUAAUGAAAAAAGAACGAAAAACCAUACGGACAGUAAUAAAGGUGUGUUACUUGCAUUCCCUUUGUUACGUGUACUAGUUGCGCUUGAUUGUCCAGUACCCUAGAAACAGAUGGAGUAGUUACAUUCUUCAGGAAAAGACCUUUAGUCAAGACAAAUCAGUCAGGAAUAGUGUGAAAAACUGAAAGGCUCGGAUUGAUUUUGUACAUAGGGGCAGUUGUUCCAAUGAAAUAUGCGGCAUUUACAGCAUUCUGCAUACAGUAUUAGGCCAUUUCAAAGGCCAAAAACGGCCAUUUAGAGUCAUUUAAGCCAGAUUGGGUGGAGCUAAACUGCUUAUUUUUAACUUUCUUUUGACAGAAUUAUGAUUAUUUUGUCGAAGACGAAGAGGCAAGAAUUCGUGAAAUGGAGGUGAUGGACCGGCUGCUCGAAGUAAUUUCUCUUGAAAAGUAAGAACCUCUUUUUUUCUGUAAGUAAGUCGUAAGUUUCAAAAUUACGCUGUUGGCCACGUGGAGUUUCUGGAGUAUCCAGACAAGGGAGAAUUUCAGUGUUGAUUGUGGGGAUAUAUGUGUUAAGGUACAAGUAUUAUAUAGCGUAAUGAGUAUUUUCUUUGUAUGGUCCAGUUUACAGACGUUCAGAGAAGGUCUUGAAACGGCUGGAUCGAAAGAGGAAGUUAAAGUAAUUUACGAAAAAGAGGUAGGGAACAACGCUGCCAUAACUUGUUUUCAACAGGUUUUGUAUCGUAAAUUCUAACCAAUUUGAAUGUAUGUUUUGAACAGUAGAUUAUUUCUGACUUACCCAACGCCUUCGCUUCCGUAUAUUGAAUAAUUAAUGAAUGAGGCUGAGUAUCUUAUGAAGAAUUAUGGAGAUCGAAGAGGGUGUACGGCCUCGACGGAUAACACCCUCCGAGAUCUUCAUAAUUCUUCAUAUGAUACGAAAGCCGAAUUCAUUAAUUGUUUUGUUAUUCAUUCAAAAUAAUUCUAGUUUAAAAACAUAGCUAAAACGUGCUUACCUCCAUCGAUGUUAAGUUCAUCUUCGAUAGCACACGUUUAGGGUUGUUCAGCUCCGCAAAUAUUCUCGAAAUAGCAGAUGUUACCCUUCGAGUUGUCUUCUUGCUGUUCUUGCCAUGUUUUUAGCGAUUAUUUUGCCUAGUUCUUACUCUUGAAACAAGUGAAAUGUCCGCCAUUUUUUGUUUCCUCAACCAAAACAACUCAACCUCGUGCCCAGGUCUUCUCGGCUAACGCUGCAUUAACGCUGCAUUUUUGACGUCAUUUCCUUGUUAAACACAAAAUUCUUCCAAAUUUGGUCAUCAGCAACUGGUUAUGGUGAAUUAUGCGUGUGCUUUUAGCCAAUCAGAAUCGGAUAUAUUUGGAAUGAAUAAUAAUUGCUUUUUAGAUGGAACAGAUGAGAGAGAGAAUGAGACAAGAAGCCAUAGCUGCGACGAAACAAACAACAAAGAAUAAAGAAGAAGGAGAAGAAAUGACUGAUGACUGGACUGAAGAGCAAACGCAGCUUCUUAUUAAAGCUGUUAACCUCUUUCCUGCUGGUACUGCUUCCAGGUAAACCUCGACGUGAUAUAAUUUCUCAGCGUUCCGGAACGUAUUUGUGGGGCUCAGUUUUCGCUCCUUCCCGGAUCUUGAAAUAACUGAGGAGCAAGGUAUCAGUGUGACCCGGAGGAGGACCACGGAGAAAUGUUGGUCUUGUGCAUGUAUUACUGAAGAGGUUUCAUUUGAAUGGUAACACCAUAGGAUUUCAUCCACAGACGCAAAAGUGAGAACUACAUACUAAAUAAAUAGUACCAUGUGGAAGUACCACUGAAGAGGUUUCAUUUGAAUGGUAACACCAUAGGAUUUCAUCCACAGACGCAAAAGUGAGAACUACAUACUAAAUAAAUAGUACCAUGUGGAAGUACUACUGAAGAGGUUUCAUUUGAAUGGUAACACCAUAGGAUUUCAUCCACAGACGCAAAAGUGAGAACUACAUACUAAAUAAAUAGUACCAUGUGGAAGUACCACUGAAGAGGUUUCAUUUGAAUGGUAACACCAUAGGAUUUCAUCCAGACUCAAAAGUGAGAACUACAUACUAAAGAAAUAGUACCAUGUGAAAGUACUGCGGAAGAGUUUUCAAUUAAAUGGUAGCACAAUAGGAUUUCAUCCACAGACUCAAAAGUUAGAGCUGCAUACUAAAUAAAUAGCACCAUGUGAAAGUACUGCUGAAAAGAUUUUAUUUAAAUUUCUCACACCAUAGGAUCUCAUCCACAGACGCAAGAGUUAGAACUACAUACUAAAUAAAUAGCACCAUGUAUAAUACUGCUGCUGAGGUUUUACUCGCGAACACCAUAAAAUUUCAUCCACAGACUCAAAAAGUUGGAACUGCGUUUAUUCAUGUCUUCAUGACUGAUGCUGGAAGUUUAAGGGUUAAUGGUACAUAUUUUGGUUUUGUUUUUAGAUGGAAGGUGAUUGCUGAUUACGUCAAUAUGCAUUCAAAGACUGGCACCGAACGAGACUCGAAGCACGUUAUAAAAAAAGUCAAGAACUUGAAGAAACUAGGUUUGCGCCAUGCAUGUUUUAUUCUGUUUCCAUGUAAGCUGUCAGGUUUCAACUUGGUUCCAGCCAGGCUUCUCUCCUACUCGUCCUUACGGAGUGACGGGUAAGAGAGAACCCUGGGAACGAGGUUGGUCAGAUGCAUGCAUCUGUGUGCCGCGCAACAGUAAACAGGCAACUUGUGCUAAGGGCAAAAGUAAUCCGAACAAACAAACGAACGAAUACGAUCAGGUAGGCGGUAGCAAGGACCAGCGGGCAUCUACAUAAGUGCGUGCGCUUAAAACACUGCAGAAACGACCAACUUUUCAGUUAUAAAAGUCAGGUGUAAGAGAUUAUCGUUUAUACGUAAAUCAGUAUGUGUUUUUUCUUUGAUGGUCAAAGUAAGCCAUGGUCCCUUGGAGUUGAUUGACAGAUCAUUUUGUACAAUUUGCAACUCAUAACAUUUAGGUCAACUUUGGGAUCUGAUCAGAUUUCUAAUGACGAAAUUUUAUUAUCAACAGAUCCGUCUCAAAAACAGGAGGUUAACCGAAAAGCUUUUGCAAAGUUCGAUAAAGAUCACAGCGGGAGCAGAACAGCAACAGCCGCGGCAGAAUCUGAUCCAACUGUUAGAUAUAAUGGUAAGGUCACGAGGAUCAUUGUAGAUUUCUGGGAAACUGCCCACCUACCCCUCCCCUAAGCGAACAUUUUGCCCUAAGUGAGAAGUAAGUGUUAAUGUUGGCUUAGGGAAGGGGUAGGUGGGUAGUUUCCCAGAAACUUAUAAUGAUCCGGUCAUGAAAGUAUCCUGUACUUGGGAAUCAAACGAUCGUUUUAUCAUUCAAAGUUAAAGCUCAACGUUAAUUUUUCAUGGACUGUCUCAACUCUUUUCAAGUCUAUUGCGCUCAAAACGAGGCGAAGACAGUGGAUAUGAUUAUGUGAACCUUGGCUCGUAUAUGUAGGUUGCGUAUGUUGCCUCCUGGCUUUCCCCACCCACCCUUUCCCGACUAAAUACAUCGUCUAUUUGAGAAGGGAUGUGUAAGGGAGCGGUCUAAAAACUUCAAAUUAAUCGUGGAUGUGAAGAGUAAGUUUUUGCCUGAAUCUAGUUUGAAAUUUUAUCGUCUUUAAAAAUUGUCUUUUGUCUUCGUUAGGAAACAACGCUGCGGAAGGUACCCAACAGACAACUGAUAAACCUUGGACUUCAGAAGAACAAAGGGUAAGAAAUGACUGUAUCAAUUUGAGUUUAGAUGAGUGACACAUAAUUCUCCUCAGUCUAACUUUUUCUCUUUCUUUUUCCACAUUUAGCUUCUAGAGAACGCUUUACGCUCAUAUCCUACCAAUACAGCGGAGAGAUGGGAGCGGAUCGCUGAAUCUGUACCGGGACGAACGAAAAAAGAGUGCAUGAAAAGAUACAAGGUUAGUCAAGGCUUUCGUGAGGUUUCCGAUUUAUUUUGAAAGCAAUUUACUUCAAUUUUGGAUUACUGAAGUUAUUUGCAUUUGAAGUUGGACCAGAAAUAGGUAAACGAACUUGCCUUUUAUGCAUCUUGCGUUUUUGCGCACGUUAUUCAUUCUUUUUGCUCAUUUAUUCGUAGGAGUUAGUUGAGAUGGUGAAAGCCAAGAAAGCUGCACAAAGCAAAGGAAAAGUCGCCUGACAAACACAAAAGAAAACUCUUCUUUCGUGCCUCCUUUAUCUUGGACACGCCGCCCUCGACGCUUAAAUUCUCUAUGCGCUCUACUGGUAUUUGACAGCAAGUGUUCUCAUUUUAUAAAGUUUGCUGCAACGAGCACUGAGUGCGGU